Messenger RNA from Mytilinidion resinicola, 800 nucleotides. RefSeq lists its product as uncharacterized. The transcript has 3 exons. The record is from RefSeq and is a predicted model, not a curated record. Bases 261 to 560 code for a protein of 99 amino acids. NCBI's taxonomy places the organism in Eukaryota, Fungi, Ascomycota, Dothideomycetes, Mytilinidiales, Mytilinidiaceae.
CACGUCGGCCCAACCAUCGUGGCCGAGCCGUGUCGCCGGACUCCAGCCCGGUUGUUGAAUAUCAAGCCUGGAUGAGAUUGUCGCGGUACCUAUUAUAUUUAAGGGGGGCCGACUUUUAAGCCCUGCAAAUACCACUCCGGUCUUCAACCCAACAUCAGCAGCUGGCUCUGUUUAUCACCUCUUAGCCUCAGACUCGAAUCGAUCGAUCGAGCAUAAUAACAUAGAUUUCUUCUUUUUCUUCUUCUCCAAUACGUUCCGAAAUGGCUGCUGCUCAAAAUAGCUACUUCGUGCCUGGCUUUGGCAUUUCCAGGGCUGUAAUACAGAAUGAGAUACGUUAUCAUUGUGGACCAGACGCAAUAGUGAGGCCGUACACACAUCAGGGUAGAGAUGGAUUCCUCGUGACAACAUCAGGUCCACCAUUGACCAAAGCGCAAAUCGAAGACUUGAAGGACGCUUCUCGGGAUUACGAGGAGAAGCAGGCUAUGCGAGGGGAGGACGACAACGAUGUCUUCGUCAACAAGCCCAUCCCAGUGGGACAAAGGUUACGACGAAGUGCUUGACGCAGCGGAAUUCCACUCGACUCCUCAAAAGGCGAAAGGCGCAAGGCGGAUUGGGCAAAUGGAGUGUUGUUUGUAUUAUUGGAAGUUACUGGAGUUGCUGGAGUUGCUGAAGUUCGACCUUGCUGCUACUUCUGUAUUCUUUUCGGGAUGGCAAUGCCCUAUUUGCAGGAUUUGGCGUCCUGUGAACGUUAUACCACUUAUGUUGUAUUAGCAAAUCGAUUUUCUCUCACUUUCCGGAAG